GGCUCCCCAUUGCUGGGAGCAAUGGAGCUGGCAGCAGAGCCAACAUGGGGCCACACAGCCCCAUGAGCUGGGGAUCCCUGUGGUUAUCCCCACAGCCACCUCCGUUCCCACUGCGUGCCAGGGCUGGGAGACCCAUGGGGCAAGGGAUGUGGUGCACUGAUGUGCCAGCACCAUGGAUGUCCUGACUGCCUCACAGAGUUCUGGGCUGUCGGAGAUCAGCACUGAUGCACAUCAGGCACCAGCACUGAUUGGGAGGGGAGGGCUUAGCUCAGGUCUGUGAGCAGAGGGUGGGUCAGGGGGCCCUAGGAGCCUGAGAGCUCUCCCAUUGUGAGGGGUCCACCCCAUGCAAGCAAGUCACGUCCGAGUGUGGCUGUGCUCCAACUGCUCAAGGCUGAUGAAAGAAGCAAGGGUGGCUGGGUUUGCUCUGGGAAGGCAGAAAGAUGACUGGGGGCUGUGACAAUGCUGUCCUGGGGAGGAAAUGGCAGAUACUAAAGAGCUGCAGGCUAAUGAGAAAGAACACAAAGAAACAGUUGAAAGUUAAAGGCAGGUGGAGAACGGGGAUGUGAGCAUGGCAGUGGCAGCUCUGCUCACCUCACAGCACAUCCCCAGCUGUGCCCCAGGAUGGGUCCCACUGCACAUCCCUGUGACUCAUCCUCUCAUGCAGGGUUGCCCGUGUGCCAGGGCCCUCACUGCCAGGGCAGAGGAGCUGCCGAGGGCCGGUAGGAAGCCAGCACCCACUCCCCAUGCAGCUUGUGGCCUGGUGGAGGCAUGUCCCAGCCACAUCUUCUCGCCCUCCUGCUGCUGCUGCUCUGCUGCCAGGGCCCCUCUGCCCAGAUCACGAAUUUCCUCUUCGAAAGCUGGAAGGCUUACAGCGAGGAGUGCCACCGCAACAUGAGCCGAAUGCCUGCACCUACAGAGCUGGUUUGUAACCGAACCUUUGACAAGUUCUCCUGCUGGCCCGACGCACUGCCCAACACCACCAUCAAUGUCUCCUGCCCCUGGUUCCUGCCCUGGUACCAGAAAGGUAACGGCAGGGCACGUGGUGGGAUGGCUGAGCACGGCAGGGCUGUGUGGACAUGCACACCUCUGUGCGGCUGCACGCUGCUGCGGCUGCUGCUCCGUGUCCCCUGGGCUGGCGUGCAGAGCCCAACUGUGUACCUGCAGCUGCCCCAUUUCCCUCCUCCCCAUGCAGUGAAGCACAGAUAUGUCUUCAAGACAUGCGGGCCAGACGGGGAGUGGGUGACAGGCCCCAAGGGGCAGUCCCUGCGGAAUGCCACACAGUGCCAGAUCGACGCCGAGGACCUGGAGGCACAGGAAAAAAUUGCCAAGACCUACGGCAGCUUCAAAGUGAUGUACACUGUGGGCUACUCAGUGUCCCUGUGCGCGCUGCUUCUUGCCCUGGCCGUGCUGCUGGGCUUCAGCAAGCUGCACUGCAUGAGGAACUACAUCCACAUGAACCUCUUCGCCUCCUUCAUCGUGAAGGGCGUCUCCGUGCUGGUCAUCGAUGCCCUGCUGAAGACUCACUACAGCGACAAGAUCGAUGACUACAAUGUGCGCAUCUGGCUGAGUGAUGAGGUGAGUGGGGGGCAGGGGGUUGGGGGGGGACAGACCACGGCAGGCCCUGACCCCCACCUGCAGGCUGCCGCUGGCUGCCGGGCGGCUACGGUCUUCAUGCAGUAUGGCAUCAUGGCCAACUACUGCUGGCUGCUGGUGGAGGGCAUCUACCUGCACAACCUGCUGGUGGUGGCUGUUUUCUCCGAGAGGAGCUACUUCACCCUCUACCUGUGCAUCGGCUGGGGAGCACCUGUGCUAUUUCUCAUCCCAUGGGUCGUUGUGAAGUUUCUCUAUGAAAACAUCCAGUGCUGGAGCACCAACCACAACAUGGGUUUCUGGUGGAUCCUCCGCUUUCCUGUGUUCCUGGCCAUCCUGAUCAACUUCUUCAUCUUCAUCCGCAUCAUCCAGAUCCUCGUCUCCAAGCUCCGCGCACACCAGAUGCGUUACACUGACUACAAAUUCAGGCUGGCCAAGUCCACGCUGACGCUGAUCCCGUUGCUGGGCAUCCACGAGGUCGUCUUCGCUUUCAUCACGGAUGAGCACGCCCAGGGCACGCUGCGCUACGUCAAGCUCUUCUUCGACCUCUUCCUCAGCUCCUUCCAGGGGAUGCUGGUGGCCAUUCUCUACUGCUUCGUCAACAAGGAGGUGCAGGCGGAGCUGCUGAAGCGGUGGCAGCGCUGGAAGCUGGGGAAGGACCUGGCGGAGGAGUACAAGCACACCUACAGCCACGCACCCGGUGCCCGCAACGGUGCUGGAGGCUGUGAGAAGCACCAGCUGGUGGGCGGCUGUGCCAACGGGACGGGCCGCGGCACGGCCGUGCGCUCCGGCUCCCACUACCUCGAGAGCAGCGGUGCUGCCGAGCAGCUCGCCAUGGGGGAGCGGCACCACUGCUACGAGUUCCCUGAGACCACAGCCGAGAGCCACUUCUGAGCCCAUGGCUGCACCUGAAGGGCUGCGGCGGACUGAGCCGUGGGGCGGCCGCUGCCCUCACCCUGGGCACUGUGGUGCAAAAUGGCCCACGGACAGGGCUGGAGAAGGUGGGGAGGGGAACAGGGGUUGGGGUCUGUGGGGGCUGGGAAUUUUGGGGGGGUGGGGUUCAUCCUGUGGUGCUGCCCUUGUGCGCCCGCGAGACCCUCUGCACAGUGGUGUAAUUUAUGUCGUAACUGUGUAAAUAGAUGUGGGCCCGUGCCGGGCUGCAGGGCCAGCUCUGUGUGCCUGUCUGUGGGGAAUGGCCGUCCUUGGGGAGGGGGAGUGGUGACACUACCACCCCACAGGGUCCCCAGUUGUCUGUGGGUGAUGGGCACAUAACCCCAAGCUGGGGAUGGGGCCACAUAGCAGGGAACCCCUGCACUGCUCUGCUGCCCUUAUGGCCUUGCACAGGUGAGCAGGGCAGAGGCGAGGGGGGGAGGGGGCUGCAGCUCUCCUCCAGCCACUAAUGAGCUCUAUCAGCAUUGCCAGGAACCCUUAAUUAAAUCAUUUGGAGCUGCCCCUUCAGCCGUGCUCUCCUGAGGACGGGCAGUGGCUGCUGCUGGUGCUGAGCACUGUGGGGUCCCUGUCACCCUCAGGUUGGGUGGGCUGUCCCAAGGUCCCAUGGGUCAGGCUGGGGGGGAGGUGGGGUGAGCUGGCACCCUAAGAGGCUUGUGCAGUGCACAUGAGUGCUAAGCCCGGAUGCCACGGCUUUAGGAACCACAAUGGCUUUGUGUGGGGAUUAGCACACUGCCCUGUGCCCCGGGUGCACCCAGAUGGACAGACAGCUCGAGACAGCCCCAUGCCCCCACAGGCCCCGGGCACACCGUCAGGACCCACACACAGCCCAGCACAAACCAUGCCCACCUGCUUUCCAGGUGCUACAUGACAUGAGAGCAGCACCGUGCCCUGGCAGUGCCCCACUGCCACAUCCCCCACUGCCCCAGCACCGGCCCCAGCCUGCCUACACCCACCAGGCUGAGGGGCUGCAGCGAGGGCAGCAGCAUCAGUGGAGCCAGCGAGACGUGGGGAGGGCACUCCGCACUGAUCCCAGCUGCAUGGUGUUGGCCGAGCACACAGUAAUUUUCCUCUGUUUACGUGACAACUUGCUGGCUGCCCAGCCGAGCUCUGCUCUGCUCACCCACCAUGGGGCCAGCCCUGCGCCAGCAGCUGGGACCAUGGGGCCGAGGGCCAGGGCUGCGAUGGUGAGGGCGGCUCAGCCCACGGAACCACGGCACUGAGACAGCAGUGCCACGGCACGGGGUGAGCUGAGAUAGGGAAUGGCAGGAAUGGGGCUGGAGAUAGGGACACGGAUGGGGAUGUGGAUGGGGACAGAUCUAGGGCUGCAGCGCCAGCCGCCACUUGUCCCCACGGCACUGCCGUCACCGCAGCCUCCUGAUGCGGUAACGAGCCUAAUUGGAGCAAAUUGCUGAAGCACGAGGCGGUUUCUGGGAAGGUAAAUAUGGUCAAUGCACGGCGCCGGCCCCAAUGCCUGUUGCUCCAGUGUAUCCAUGGCAACACACCACUGUCCGUCCCAGUCCCCCCCCCCGCCUACCCCCUGCAGAGCCAUGACACCCCACCGGGGCCAAGGUGGGGGCACGGGGUCAGUCAGCAGCCUUGGGGUCUGGCAGCACAGCACCCCAACAACACCAGCACUGUGCACCCCCCCACUCUUGAAGACACGCUUGUGUCCCAUACACAACCACAUCUGCAUAUACACACACGCGCUUGUGCCGCUCACACCCACGCACAGGGCUGACAUUUGCGGGCAGAGCAGCACAGCUAUUUCAGGUUCCCAUGGCAGCAGCUGGAUGGGGACAUUCAGUGCCCAGCGCCCACCACGUGCUGCUCGCCCACCUGCGGCCACCCCCUCUCACAGUGAUGUCCCCACGCCCAUCCCCAUUCCCCUGGCAUUGAGAAGGGAGGAGAGCUCUGUGCCACACAGCAGGAACGAGGAGCAGAGCCGUGCAAAGGGGACGCAUUGGGAAUGGUACCUGACAGGUCAUGGCAGGCACCCCCCCAGCGCCCACGAGGCCUCGUUCGCCCCGCAGUGAUACUGCUGCUUCAUCAAGGUAAUUGGAGACUGCAAAUUGGUCUGCUAAGUAGAUUCUGCCCGUUACCAUUCUCUCUUCCCACUACUUAAUUCAAUGAUACAACACAUACCUCUCCUCCUCCCACCACUUAAUCUAAUGAUAACAGCCGUAGCCGAGUCACGGUGAAAAUAAGCCAUGGCCAGCUCUGACUUUGAUAGGUAAACAGCCUGAUUUCCCUGGCCUCCGGCCUCAGCCCCGCACGGGGCACCCCCCCGCCACCUGAACCUCACACCUCCCUUCUGCUGCUUCACCACGGUCACCCUGUGGUUUGUUAUUGGCCUUUAGAAAAAUUGCCCGUUUAGAAAAUCAUUUUCAUAUGACAUUUCAUUAGAGCCUGAGUGAGCAGUUUGCCUCCAGCAUCACAGCACCUGAGCCAAGAGAAAAACAAGGCAAGAGGCCAUGAGGGCCAGGCUGCUGGGCCCCAAACAGAGCUCUGCCACAGCAGCAUGGUGGUGGGACGCAGCUGAUCAGGGUUCCUACAGCCUCCUGCCCCAUCCUCAGAACCCAAAGCCCUGCUCCCUGCUGGGACCUGGCUGCUCGGCUGCCAUGCUGCAGGACACAGACACAGCCUUGUGUGUAUCAUGCAUUUCCCCUGGGAAAUGUUGGACACGCUGCUGCUGGCAAGCAGCCAUGAGAAGCUGCAGGGAAUGGACCACCUGGAGGGAAAGGCCAGCGGAGACGAGCUGCAGUGGCAGCAGCAGUCAUUUCAUUCACUGCUGCUCCCGACAGAGGGCACCUCCUGCAGCGCAGCACUGCCCAGGCACCAUCCUGUGGUGGAGCACCCCUGUGCUCCACAGCAGUGUUUUGGAGAUGAGAG
This is a messenger RNA of Phasianus colchicus (ring-necked pheasant), 5430 nucleotides long. NCBI's taxonomy places the organism in Eukaryota, Metazoa, Chordata, Aves, Galliformes, Phasianidae. The record is from RefSeq and is a predicted model, not a curated record.